This is a messenger RNA of Dovyalis caffra, 2148 nucleotides long. The record is from the annotation of a GenBank genome assembly. NCBI's taxonomy places the organism in Eukaryota, Viridiplantae, Streptophyta, Magnoliopsida, Malpighiales, Salicaceae.
AUGGGUAUGGAAUGCCUCGUCCUCGGUGCUGGGCAGGAAGUUGGGAAGAGCUGCGUGGUAGUAACAAUCAACGGCAAACGAAUAAUGUUCGACUGUGGAAUGCACAUGGGUUACGAUGAUCAUCGUCGCUACCCUGACUUCUCUCUCAUCUCUAAAUCCAGAGAUUUCGACCAUUCCCUCGAUUGCGUUAUCAUUACUCACUUUCAUUUGGAUCAUGUUGGCGCGCUUCCUUACUUCACCGAAGUUUGCGGCUAUAAUGGACCUAUUUACAUGACGUAUCCUACGAAGGCGUUGGCCCCUUUGAUGUUGGAGGAUUUUAGAAAAGUUUUGGUUGAUAGAAGGGGCGAGGAAGAGCAAUUUACUUCUCUUCAUAUUUUACAAUGUAUGAACAAAGUCAUACCCGUGAAUCUGAAGCAGACUGUGCAGGUUGAUGAUGAUCUUCAGAUUCGUGCCUAUUAUGCUGGACAUGUUCUUGGAGCUGCAAUGUUUUAUGCAAAGGUGGGAGACUCUGCUAUGGUGUACACAGGAGAUUAUAAUAUGACUCCAGAUAGACAUCUGGGAGCAGCUCAAAUUGAUCGACUUCAACUAGACCUCCUUAUAACAGAGUCUACGUAUGCAACAACUAUACGUGAUUCAAAGUAUGCUCGAGAAAGGGAAUUUCUGAAGGCUGUCCAUAAAUGUGUUGCUGGAGGAGGAAAGGUGCUUAUUCCUACAUUUGCGCUUGGAAGAGCUCAGGAACUCUGUAUAUUGUUGGAUGACUACUGGGAGCGUAUGAAUCUCAAGGUUCCUAUAUACUUCUCAGCUGGUUUGACCAUUCAAGCUAAUAUGUAUUAUAAAAUGCUUAUCAGCUGGACCAGCCAGAAGGUCAAAGAGACAUAUGCUACAAGGAAUGCAUUUGAUUUUAAACAUGCUUCUCAUAUCAAUGCAUGUCUUCAAGUCAAAUCUAACAUUGUUGGUGCUUUUGUUCAAGCACUUUGCCCACUCAUUGUCUAUGAUGAUGAUGUUUGCACAAGCAUAUCAAUCAUUGUUAUAUCAGGUUCUUUUGUGGCAUCUCUGAUUUUUCACAAUUUUGAUCGUUCUCUAAUAAAUGCUCCUGGGCCUUGUGUUCUCUUUGCCACACCUGGGAUGAUUAGUGGUGGAUUUUCACUGGAGGUUUUUAAACAGUGGGCUCCUUGUGAAAUGAAUCUUGUAACAUUGCCUGGAUAUUGUGUGGCUGGAACUGUAGGACAUAAAUUGAUGUCGGGUAAACCUACUAAAAUUGAUUUGGACAAGGACACCCAGAUUGAUGUGCGAUGCAAGUCCUUUAAAGCCAUUAAUCCUGUUCUGGAGGUUAGAGCCUGGAGGUCUAGGAGUGUUGUGUUUCCUGAACAUACAUGUCCUCAUACAGACAGCAAAGGAAUCAUGGAUCUUGUCAAAUUUCUCUCGCCCAAGAAUGUGAUACUUGUACAUGGUGAGAAACCUAAAAUGGGUUCUCUUAAAGAAAGAAUACAGUCUGAACUGAGAAUUCCGUGUUAUCUUCCAGCCAAUUGUGAUACGGUGUGCAUUCCUUCUACUAUCUGUGUGAAAGCACAUGCCUCUGAUGCAUUUAUUCGCAGUUGCUUGAAUCCUAAUUUCAGAUUCUUAAAAAGAAGUAAAGAAGACAAUUCUUAUGAAGUUUCAAGAAACACAAAUGCCACAGCCACACUGGAGGUAAAUGACGAAAGAAUUGCUGAAGGGAUCUUGAUUAUGGAAAAAGGCAAGAAAGCAAGGGUUGUACACCAAGAUGACCUGCUGCUCAUGUUGGGGCAGAAGAAGCACGACGUUCAGUUUGCUUAUUGUUGCCCCGCCCAACUUGAUAACUUGGAAGAGACUAGAAACAGAGAUGAUGCACUUAGUCUUACCAACAAGUGCUCCUGGCUUCAGCUGUUGUUUAAAGAACUUUCAAAUUAUCUUUCUGGAGUGAACAUCCAAGAUCUUGGGGAGCAUCUUCAAGUAGAGUCAUUUCUUGUGUCUGUAUGUUUGAAGGACAACUGCCCAUACCGAAUAACUGAUCAUACUAAAAAAGAAUCAGCGACAGUAUUUUUUUGCUGCACUUGGUCUGCAGCAGAUGAAAAACUGGCCCGGGAGAUCAUUUCAGCCAUGGAGAGGUUCAAUUUAAGUGGCAAUUGA